This is a messenger RNA of Chrysoperla carnea, 3459 nucleotides long. RefSeq names its product DNA repair protein Rev1 (gene Rev1). The record is from RefSeq and is a predicted model, not a curated record. Gene Ontology annotation, cellular component: nucleus. Gene Ontology annotation, biological process: error-free translesion synthesis; error-prone translesion synthesis. NCBI's taxonomy places the organism in Eukaryota, Metazoa, Arthropoda, Insecta, Neuroptera, Chrysopidae. Gene Ontology annotation, molecular function: deoxycytidyl transferase activity; damaged DNA binding; DNA-directed DNA polymerase activity. The transcript is spliced from 10 exons.
AAUACGAAUAUAUAUUCUUAAAAUUUAAAAAUGGGAAGACGUAAGAGAAGAAACAAUGAAGACGAUGAUAAUGGCUUUGGGGCAUGGGAAGGAGGAUAUAUGGGUGCAAAAAAAUCCAAACUUAUGGAACAAUAUGAAAAACAAACAUCAAACGAAAUUAAUAAUAAAUUAUCAGAUAUUUUUAAAGGUAUAGCAAUAUUUGUAAAUGGAUACACGAUACCUUCUUCAGAGGAAUUAAAAUAUUUAAUGGCUUUACAUGGAGGUGUUUUUCAUCAUUAUCAGAAUUCUGAAACCACUCAUAUUAUUGCAUCCAUAUUACCAGACACAAAAGUUAAACAGUUGGGCAAUAAUGUUAAAAUUGUGAAACCCGCUUGGAUCUCAGAUAGUAUUGAAGCUAAUAAAUUAUUGGAUUAUAAGCCAUACUUAUUGUACUCAAAUCAAAGUAAAACUCAACCAAAAUUGAAUUUACUACAACAAUCAACGUCCAAGAAUGAUACAACAAUAUGCGAUCAACAAUAUUCAGGUUUAACAGCAAACGAUCCAAACUUUUUAAAUGAAUUUUAUAAUAAAUCUCGAUUACAUUUAAUAUCAACGUUGGGUACAAUGUUUAAAAAGAAAAUCACCGAUCUGCGUGAACAAUCGGAUUUUAAUUUUACUACAGCUCGAGAAAAAUUUCGACAAUACGUUUUAGAAAAUCCUGAAAAUGAAAAUCGAAUUGAUUUUAAUAAAAUUAUCAUGCAUAUCGAUAUGGAUUGCUUUUUCGUUUCUGUGGGAUUACUUACACGUCCUGAAUUGAGAGGAAAACCAAUUGCUGUUACACAUUCAAGAGCGAAACAAGUAAAUUUUAAAAUGCAGAUAUCCUUACAAAUAGAUAUGAAAAAAGGAUUUGGUCAUUUUUAGGAUUCUGAAGGUGCAGUUCAAGCAAAUAAUUCAAUGUCUGAAGUAGCAUCAUGUAGCUAUGAGGCACGAGCUAUGGGUGUUAAGAAUGGAAUGUUUUUGGGGACAGCGUUUACAAUCUGCCCAAAUUUGCAAACAAUUCCAUAUGAUUUUAAUGAAUACACUCGUAUUUCAAAUAUACUCUAUGAUACCGUUACCAGCUACACUUUAGAAGUGGAAGCUGUAAGUUGCGAUGAAAUGUACGUCGAUAUCACAGAAUUACUAAACGAUACUGGUGGAUCUGUUGAACAAUGGGCGACCUACAUACGUACAGAAAUACGAGAGAAAACAAAAUGUCCAUGUUCUACCGGAUUUGGUAGUAAUCGUUUACAAGCACGUUUAGCAACACGUUCUGCAAAACCUGACGGUCAAUACAUUUUAGAACCAGAUUAUGUUGAAACCUACAUGCAAAAUAUUAAAAUUUCUGAUUUACCAGGUGUUGGACAUGCCCAUUCGAAUCAAUUAAAAGAAAUGAGUGUGACAACAUGUAAAGAUUUACAAGAAAUUAGUUUAGGACAAUUACAAAGUAAAUUUGGUGAAAAAACUGGAAAAUAUUUUUACGAUUCAUGUCGUGGUAUUGAUGACAAAAAAUUAAUGCUGGAACAUGAACGAAAAUCAAUAUCGGCUGAAAUAAAUUAUGGAAUACGAUUUCAAACAAAUAAAGAUGCUAUCAAAUUUUUUGAUCAAUUGUGCACGGAAGUUCAUUCACGCCUUAUUAACAUUCAUAAAAAAGGCAAAUGUAUUUCUUUAAAGUUAAUGGUUCGUGCAAAAGAUGCUCCAGUGCAAUCAACAAAAUUUUUAGGACAUGGUAUUUGUGAGAAUGUUACCAGAUCAUCAACGCUACCAAAUGCAACAGAUGAUUUAAAUAUAAUUAAAAGGGAAAUUUUAUCAAUUUGGAAAAAAUUAAAUAUACCACCAUACGAAUUACGCGGAGUUGGAAUACAUAUUUCACGUUUAGAAAAAUUAUCUAGUCAAAAACCAGCAUUACCAAAUCAAUUAGCAAAAUUUUUAAAUAACCCAACGUCAGCAAACGUUACCACACCGGCAACGAAACAAAUAGAAAAAUAUUCUGAGAUAGCUAAAUCGGAAAAUUUAACAGUAGAAAAAAAUUUUCCUCGAAAAGGAAAGAAAAAGGUGGAAACAAAUGAAAUAUCAAAAUAUUUACAAAAUAAUAGACCAAUAACAUCGAAUAACAAAGUAGAAAUCGACGAAGACUUUUUAAAUAAUUUACCUGAAGACAUUCGACAAGAAAUUAUCAAAGAAUAUAAAUUGAAAGAUCAAAGUAGAAAAGAAAAUAUUUUAAAUAAAAACUCGAUAAAAUCUAUCGAUAAGAAUAAUUUGAAUCAGAUUUCAAUAGAAUUUAACGAUGUGAAUAAUGAAAUUGAUCAAGAAUUUUUGGAUAAUUUACCCGAAGAUAUUCGUUUGGAAGUGAUUCGUCAAAGUAAAAAAGAAACCACUAUAAAUAAAGACUCGGUAAAUUCGACUCAUAAGAAUAAUUCAAUUAAAAACUCAAUAAAAUUUACUGAUAAGAACAUAUUGAAUAAAAACUCGAUCGAAUCCAACGAAAUGAGUAAUGAAAUUGACCAAGAAGUUUUGAAUAAUUUACCCGAAGAUAUUCGUUUAGAAGUAAUGCAUCAGAGCAAAAAAGAAAACAUUGUUAAUACAAAGAAUACCGAUAAGAAUAAUUUAUUUAAAAAUUCAAACAAAAUUUUUGAUAAGAACAAUUUGAAUAAAAUCUCGAUCGAAUCCAAUGAAAUGAGUAAUGAAAUUGAUCAAGAAGUUUUAAAUAAUUUACCCGAAGAUAUUCGUUUAGAAGUAAUGCAUCAGAGUAAAAAAGAAAACAUAAAUAAUACAAAUUCGGUAAAAUCUAUUAUUGCGAACAAUUUAAAUCGAAAUUCAAUAAAAUCGAUCGAAAAAAACAAUUUCAAUCGAAACUCUGUGAAAACUAACGUAUCAAAUAAUGAAAUAGAUCAAGAAGUUUUAAAUAAUUUACCCGAUGAUAUUCGUUUGGAAGUAAUGCGCACAUAUAAUUUAAAAAUACCAGAAUCGAAAUCUUCGGUUGUUCAGAAACAAAACAAUAAUACAAAAACAUUACAAUCGAACGAAAAUGAUAAACAAAAAACAAAAACCAAUACGAAACCUUCAAUUCGAGAACAUAACUCAGAAUCAUCAAAUAACAGAAAUAAAACUAAAAAGGAAACUACUACAAAUACUUUUGAAUCAAUGGAUUGGAAAGAUGUUAAAAUGUUAAUUAAUGAUUGGGUUUCGCUGGAAUUAACACCGAAAUCAUUCGAUAUCGAUAUGGUAUUGAAAUAUGUUUGUCAGUUGGUUUAUAAAAGAAAAAUUGAAAUUUUAUAUGAAUUUGUUAAAUAUUUUUAUAGGUUAAUAAUAGUAAAUAAAAGAAAUUGUGACUGGCAUCGUGCAUAUCGAACAAUAAUCGAUGGAAUUCAAAAGUCAAUGUUAGAUCAAUAUAAAGCAAAAUUAGCAUCAUGUAAAUUAAUUGCAUGCGAAAAUUGUACAUAA